AUGCUUUGGAUCGGUCUGGGCUGCGAAGAAAUGAAGGAGAAAACAUCAGCAGCAGCAUCAUCAACAGAGGACAUUUACAAAAUCAUCAGAAGCAACAACAUUAACAUUCAACAUAACAAUAGAGAAUCGUGUAGUGAAAUUAUUACACAGUCAGCACACAAACAACAAACACAGACCCAACAGCAACACCAACGUAAACAACCAACGUCCCCUCGUCAACACAUGGAACAUCAAUCCGUGCAGAAAUCACCCCCAUUCAAAUGCACAUCACAACAAGAUUUUCCAUCCACAUCAUCAGCGCUCCAACGUCGCAAAUUUAUUAUUGGUAGUUUAUUAUUAGUAAUUUGUGUUUUAGUAAGAGCUGCAUUUUUGACACUUUUAGAACGAAAGGUAUUAGGUUAUAUUCAAAUUCGUAAGGGACCUAAUAAGGUAGGAAUUAUAGGAAUUCCUCAACCUUUUUGUGAUGCAAUUAAAUUAUUUACUAAGGAACAAACUUAUCCAUUAUUAUCAAAUUACAUUUCUUAUUAUUUUUCUCCUAUUUUUUCAUUAUUUUUAUCUUUAUUGGUAGAAUAUGUAUACCUUUAUUUAUUAACUGAAAGAAAUCGUACACCUUUUGAUUUUGCUGAAGGUGAAUCGGAAUUAGUUUCUGGAUUUAAUAUUGAAUAUAGAAUAGGAGGAUUUGCAUUAAUUUUUUUAGCUGAAUAUGCAAGUACUUUAUGUAUAAGAAUGUUAUUGUGUGUAAUAUUUUUAGGGACUUAA
Messenger RNA from Musca domestica (house fly), 759 nucleotides. Its product is annotated as NADH-ubiquinone oxidoreductase chain 1-like. Gene Ontology annotation, molecular function: NADH dehydrogenase activity. Gene Ontology annotation, biological process: aerobic respiration. Lineage: Eukaryota; Metazoa; Arthropoda; Insecta; Diptera; Muscidae. Gene Ontology annotation, cellular component: membrane. The record is from RefSeq and is a predicted model, not a curated record.